AUGACAGGACCCCAGCGUGCACGUCCAUUGGGGAGUCGUCGUUGGCGGCAAUCGCCUGGAAACGUGAUUGAUCAAAGGAUCACUUUCGUCAAUGAACCAGUCGACUUUUUCCGCCUUACGCCCAGCCGAGUUUGCUACACCAAGCUCGGAUGCCGAAAGGAUCCAAUUUACGGAUACCCUCCAAUGGCUACCGAGGCGAUGGGCGCUGACCCGACCGAUUACGAGGGUUCCAAGAAGCGCAGCCGUGUCAGGUACUCUUGCACCAUAUGUCGCGAGAAGAAGCGCAAGUGCAACCGCGGAGAUCCUUGCGAUCAGUGCGAGAAGCGGGGCCUUGCGAGCUCCUGCGUGAUCGUGCCAUAUCUGAUCAGAGGAGGGCCUAGUGCGAGCUCUGAACAUGCCGCCCUCCGCCAUCAGACACCGCAGUCUGCCGAAAUGGCGGCUUUGCAAGCCAAGCUGCACCGUCUGACCGAGGAGCUGGGCCAAAUGCGGAGUCGAGAGGUCGAGAUGUCUCGAAACCCGAUCUCGGAAUCUAGCGCGUCUAGCGUCAGCGCCAAACAAUCUUCCAGCGGGACUGAAACCCCCAGCCUGAUGGGAAUCACGGAGCCGACGACUGCGGGCCCGAUGGUGGACAGGGUGCGGUAUGUGGAUGCUGCCAACUGGGAAGCUAUUCUCGACGACAUCACCAGGCUCACUACGCAUUUCAAAACCAAGAAAUAUGUAGUAUGUGACGCCGAAGAGCCUGAAGACAUACCCGCCAGCAGUGCUGCCUCGAAACCUACCGUGCCGUUUCUUCUUUCAGGGGCAUUCCCAACGGCCAACAUGACUACUCUCAUGGCACUGCUGCCGCCAAGGAAUAUCACGACUAGGUUGAUUGAACGAUUUUUUGAGGGAAAAGAACCUGCUUGGUGUAUGUUCCAUGUGCCUACUUUCUGGAAAGAGUUUCAUGAAUUUUGGGAAGACCAAAGUCGAUUCUCCUUAACUUGGCUUGCACUCUUAUUCGCCAUGAUCAACCAUGCUGCCUUCUUCUGUCUGAGGGCAGACGAAGCAGUCCCUGGCGACUUGGGGCCUGCAACUUACGUUGCCGACAUUUUCCGCAGUCACUGUGCGCGGUGUCUAGCCCUAGACAACUACACGACCCCUGGGAAGUACAAGGUCGAAACGAUGAUGCUGUACUUUGGAUCAGAGUAUCUCCGACUAGCCGAUGCACAGCAGAGCACGGCAAUCCUCAUGUCCAUCAUCGUUCGCUUGGCAAUGCAUUCAGGAAUGCAUAGAGACCCAAGCCAUUUCAAGGGCAUGUCAGUCUUUGAAGGCGAGAUGCGCAAGCGCCUCUGGACAAUUGUAAUCGAAAUCGACGUGCUCAUAGCCUUCCAAUUCGGACUUCCCUCUAACGUGCAGUCUCAAUACUUCGACACAGGUCUACCUCGCAACCUCCACGAUAGGGAUUUCGACGAGGCUACAGUCAAGCUACCCCCUGAGCGUCCGAUGACCGAGGUCGAGCGGACGCCAGUGAUGUACACGAUUGUGAAAUCCAGACUUGUGGUGGUCUUUAGCGAUAUUGUCUCGCGCAUGGCAAGUCGCAGCAGUCCCGACUACGGAGAAGUCCUGCGGCUGGAUGAGCGGCUGGAAAGGGCCCAUGAAGAAAUCCCUCCCGUUUUGCGAGAUCGAUCAUUCACUCUCUCCGUCGAAGACACUGUCGAUUUGAUCAUGCAGCGACUCUGGAUAGAGCUCAUGUACCUGAAAGCCCGCAUCGUCCUCCACCGACGGUACUUCACGCUUGGACGCAAGGAUAUCCGAUUCGCGCACUCCAGAUUCGCCUGCAUCAAUGCGGCUACCAAAAUUUUGGAAAUUCAGUUCAACGUCAACGAAGAGUAUAAACCUGGAGGUCGUCUAUCACGCGAGCGCUGGUUCGUCUCAAGCCUGAGCACUCACGACUUUCUCCUUGCAGAUAUGAUGCUCUGCCUGGAGUUGUCUCACCUUCUACGCCCCGAAGGCCGCAACACGACUGGGAUACACAUUGACAAGGAGCCUCUCCUUUCCAUUCUUCAGGCGUCUAGAGAUAUUUGGAAGUCCAACCGGAAAGAUUCCAGUGAAGCCGUUAGGGCUUUCAAGAUCUUGUCUCGUAUGCUUAGCUUGUCGACUGGAGACCAUUACGAGAGCACUCCGGAGACCGUUAGCUCGGACGGAGUGCUUGGUUCCGACAUGGGAUUGCGCCCGUCUUAUCAACUCGCAUGCAAUCCCGUUAUACCUGGGUACAUGCCUCAGCAACCCGUGGAACCUGCAUGGAUGGAACAAGAUGGACCUGCUCGGUGGGGAUUCAUGCCCACCGCGAGUUCAUCAGAGUCCAUCCCCAUUCCUAUGACGGGAGUGGACACGGCCAUGACCUUGGACUGGAGUGUCUGGGAUACCAAGGUCCAAGAUCCAAACGUCGACACCAUCGAUUUGCCGUGGCUGAAGAGCUUUACGGACUCUCUCAACGGGUAG
Molecule: messenger RNA, 2481 nt
Organism: Colletotrichum lupini
Lineage: Eukaryota; Fungi; Ascomycota; Sordariomycetes; Glomerellales; Glomerellaceae
Product: fungal specific transcription factor domain-containing protein
Exons: 10
Coding region: 1-2481 (826 amino acids)
Biological process (GO): regulation of DNA-templated transcription; DNA-templated transcription
Cellular component (GO): nucleus
Molecular function (GO): DNA-binding transcription factor activity, RNA polymerase II-specific; zinc ion binding; DNA binding
Source: RefSeq, a predicted model, not a curated record